CAGAAACACAGUCUCUUACUUUCCGUCUGUGUUUGCUCAUUAUUUUUUCAGCAGCAAUAAAUCUGUGCUUUUUCAAAGAAAUAACGUUCCAGUUUCACACAUGAGCGUUUGGACAGAGCGGAUUAUCGAUCGCUCACGUCAUCUUCUCUUUGUUCCAGUGUCAGCAGUAUCGAGAGAGCACGUCGGUGCUGGAGAACCAGCCGUCGGGAACCUUUGUUCUGCAGGUUCACGCUGUGGACGCAGACGAAGGAUCCAACGGCAGAGUGACGUACGGAUUCAUGCACAAAGAUUCCACUGUGCCCGCGUUCAGUAUUCACCCUGACACAGGAGUCAUCGUGACGGCGCGGAAAUUUGACCGCGAGCGCCAGCGGGAGUACGCGGUGACGGUGACCGCCACUGACCAGGCGGCCGACCCUCUGAUCGGCAUCUGUCAGCUCAACAUCCUCAUCCUGGACCAGAACGACAACAGCCCCAAGUUUGAGAACCUCCGAUACGAGUACUUCCUCCGUGAGGACACCAUGAUCGGGACCAGUUUCUUGCGAGUGGCGGCUCACGACGAUGACUUUGGCACCAACGCGGCCGUCACUUACUCCAUGUCCAACGAGCAGCCAGAAUAUCUGCGCGUGAACCCUCUGACCGGCUGGGUUUACGUCAACCAGCCCAUCUCUCAGAGAACCUACAUCACCCGCGACAUCGUGGCCACAGACGGCGGGAACCGCAGCAGCUCGGUGGAACUGGCCGUCACCAUCACCAACGUGAAGAACCAGCCUCCACACUGGGAGAAGAACAGCUACAGCGUGGUCAUCCCGGAGAACACUGUCCGAGACACGGCCAUCGUGACCAUCAAGGCCACGUCUCCUCUCGGGGAUCCCAGAGUGACGUAUAACCUGGAGGACGGGAUGGUGCCGGAGACCAACAUGCCCGUCCGCUUCUACCUGACCCCGAACCGCGAGGACGGCUCCGCCUCCAUCCUGGUGGCAGAGCCGCUGGACUACGAGACCACCAGGAACUUCAUGCUCAGAGUCCGAGCUCAGAACGUGGCUGCGGUUCCUCUGGCAGCGUUUACUACUGUCUACAUCAACGUCACAGGUGAGGAGGAGGAGCA
Molecule: messenger RNA, 1105 nt
Organism: Solea senegalensis (Senegalese sole)
Lineage: Eukaryota; Metazoa; Chordata; Actinopteri; Pleuronectiformes; Soleidae
Product: DE-cadherin-like
Exons: 5
Biological process (GO): homophilic cell-cell adhesion
Cellular component (GO): plasma membrane; cell-cell junction
Molecular function (GO): calcium ion binding
Source: RefSeq, a predicted model, not a curated record